GAGGGGCGGUGCGUUUAAACAGCGCGGGUGCCGAGGCCGGUCCCCCGGGAGUUUGUGGCGGUUGCGUCGCCAUGCCCGGCCGUCCUGACGACUACGAGGUGCUGCUCACCAUCGGCGCCGGUUCCUACGGCAAGUGCCGCAAGGUGCGCCGCAAGGCCGACGGCAAGAUCUUGGUAUGGAAGGAGCUUGACUAUGGCUCAAUGACAGAGGCAGAGAAACAAAUGCUUGUUUCGGAAGUGAAUUUGCUUCGUGAGCUGAGACAUCCGAAUAUCGUCCGGUAUUACGAUCGGAUCAUUGAGAGAAGCAGCACUACCCUGUACAUUGUGAUGGAGUACUGUGAUGGUGGUGACCUGGCUAGCUUAAUUGCAAGGUGCACAAAAGAAAGGCAUUACUUGGAAGAAAGCUUUGUUCUCCGAGUAUUGACUCAAUUGACAUUGGCCUUGAAGGAAUGUCACAGACGGAGUGAUGGUGGAGUCACUGUGCAUCGUGACCUAAAACCAGCAAAUGUCUUUCUAGAUGGCAAGCAGAAUGUGAAACUUGGAGAUUUUGGACUGGCUAGAAUAUUGCACCAUGACACCAGCUUUGCCAAAACAUUUGUUGGAACUCCAUAUUAUAUGUCUCCAGAACAAAUGAACCACAUGUCGUACAAUGAAAAAUCUGACAUCUGGUCUCUAGGAUGUCUCCUGUAUGAAUUAUGUGCUCUCUCGCCUCCAUUUAGAGCUUACAACCAAAAGGAGCUGGCAGAAAAGAUAAGGGAAGGGAAGUUCAGACGAAUACCAUAUCGUUACUCAGAGCAGUUGAAUGAACUUCUCAAAGAGAUGCUGAAUGUAAAGGAUUAUUGUCGACCUUCUGUUGAAGAUAUUCUGCAGCACCCCUUGAUAGCAGAUUUGGUGACAGAAGAACAGAGGCAAAAUUCUGAUAAAAGAGGCCGGAGAUCAUGGGAGCCAGAAAGGCUGCAGUAUUCAGAUGCUGCAGUGAAUGAGCUGAAAAGGAAGGAACAACAAUUACAGGAGCGAGAACAAGCCAUUAAAGAGAGAGAGCAACGUUUGGAGCAGAGAGAACGGGAACUCUGUGUUCGAGAGAGACUGGCAGAGGACAAACUUGCUAGAGCUGAAAACCUGAUGAGGAACUACAAUCUCUACAAACAGCAGAGGACAUUAGCUUGUGCAGAUGGUCCAGAUAAUGCACUCCUGCUCCCCAUUUCUACAACCAAAAAGAAAGUACACUUUGAUGGAAGUGAAGAGAAUGCUAUGCCUCCUGUUAAUUUGGAAAACUAUCCCCUUUCUAAAGGGAAAUGCUCUGAUCUCAAGAAACGUCUAUAUGCUGCAAAUCUACGGGCUCAAGCACUGUCUGAACUGGAAAAAAACUAUCAACUAAAGAGCAGACAAAUCUUGGGCAUGCGCUGAAACUGUAACAUAGAUGUUAAAAAUGAUUAAAUGUUUAGGAAGAUACUUGUGCCUCCCUCUUUUAAGCUGGAACCUACUGAAAAUUUAUUUUAACUCUUGUUAGACAAACUCUUAGUCUAUGAUAGGUAGUUCAUGAUAAAGGCAUAAGAGAUUAUAUUACAAAAACAGGUAGUUUUGAUACCAAAUCAAACAAACUGAACGAACUGUAUUAUUAAAGAAAAAAUAUUUUGGUCCUCCUGCUUACCAUACAUUACUCUUUUGCAAAUAUAAAGAAUGAAUAUUGUAAACCAGAUUUUUUUAAAUUCUGGUGUGAAAAACUUUUCAGAUGAAAUAUGUACAGAGAUUCACAAUCUGUAGGUUAAAUUGAUGCUGUAUGUAAUGUACAGUACCUGAUAAAAUAAGUAUUGAUAUUUUGUAUAUGUGGAAAAACUGGCUUUUUGUCUGCACUUGUAAAUAUUUUUUAACUAUCAAAAGAGCAAAAAGAGAUUUUAUGUUAUCUCUUCCUACUAACUAGGUGACCUAUCACAGCAGGCUACUUUUAGUUUAAUGUCUUUGGCUAAUGAGUGGGAUGGGUCAGCAUAGCAUAAUUGAUGAGUUUAUACUCCGUUCUGCCUGGGCAGCUGAAUGGCUUGUCCAUCAGCUCCUGAAAGGCCUGCUUCAGGGCAUAGCAUUUGAAACGAUACCUUCUUUGGUUUGUCUUGAAACUGUGUUAUAACCCGAUCUCCUGAGACUGCUGUCUUGGA
This is a messenger RNA of Harpia harpyja (harpy eagle), 2149 nucleotides long. It is a transcript of the gene NEK2, whose product is annotated as NIMA related kinase 2. Gene Ontology annotation, biological process: protein phosphorylation. Lineage: Eukaryota; Metazoa; Chordata; Aves; Accipitriformes; Accipitridae. Bases 72 to 1406 code for a protein of 444 amino acids. The transcript is spliced from 9 exons. The record is from RefSeq and is a predicted model, not a curated record. Gene Ontology annotation, molecular function: protein kinase activity; ATP binding.